UGCAAAUGCUCAAGAGGAAUACUAUAGUGAAACAAAAUCGAGUAUGUGUAUGAAGCAGAAGAUAACCAAACUUAAGUUCUUCAACCAUCAUGUUUAUGGUGGUAAAAAUAGUACUAUUAUUGAAAUAGCUCGAGCAAAUUCAACCAGAAUAGACGACCUCAUUGAGUUUGGCAAUCUUUUUGCUGUAAAUAAUGCUUUGAGAGUAGGCAUUGAUCCAACGUCACGAAUUAUAGGGCGUGCUAAGGGACUCCAUUUAGGAGCUAGCGAAGAAAAUGAAACUGCCACAUUCGUUCCUUACUUGGAUUUAGGAUUCGAUACAGGCAAAUUUAAAAGAAGUUCAUUUGUAAUUAUUUCAAAGAAUUUGUAUUUGGAGCCGAAACAGGAGCUUGCAGUUGUUGGUGGAAGAGAAAAGUUCAGGAUGACUACAGGUUUUGCUAAUGUUCGAAGGGUUUUUUUCGAUGACACUCAGAGAUAUGCAGUUUUUGAGUAUGGCGUUACUUUAUUUCAUUGCUAAAGCUAUCAUCGGGUUUGUAUAAAUAUUUAAUAAAUAUGAAUGUAAUUCAAG
Messenger RNA from Mercurialis annua (annual mercury), 565 nucleotides. Its product is annotated as dirigent protein 4-like. Lineage: Eukaryota; Viridiplantae; Streptophyta; Magnoliopsida; Malpighiales; Euphorbiaceae. The coding region runs from base 44 to 514 and encodes 156 amino acids. The transcript has a single exon. The record is from RefSeq and is a predicted model, not a curated record.